CCUUCUCCUUCUCCUCCUCCUCCUCCUCCUACUCCCCGCACCAGGGAAGCCGCUGUCCGCCCACGUGCCCUCAGCCGGCACCGGCGUGGGAGUCUCGGGGGCGCAGGGCGAGCUCCAGCGGCAAAGCCCCCGGGCUCCACAGGGAAGCCCGCUGGUCCCAUCUGCCAUCCCCAGCGCCCCCGGGUCCGCUGGCUCCGGCAAGGAGGCUCCUGCGGCCGCCCCGCUCCGCACCCGGUGCGCGGGCGGGAAGGGAACAGCCCCGACGGCAGCCGGGUGCCGAGCUCCGGGAUCCGGGAACGCGUAGGGCGUUCACGCACCGGAUCAGUCUUGGUUUCACGGGAAGACAGUGUCGGUCUGCCCGGGAACGGCAGAGGUACUAGCAAGCCGCAGUCGUCCUAUUAACCCUUGUCCCGGCAGACGGCUGCCCGGGGGGUGGAGGCGGCGGAUCGUUAUCGGUGAGAGAAUCCCCUAAACGUGGCGAUGUUCCUAAGGGUGCCUCUGAGGAGCGGGGUGAGCGCCCAGCCUGGCGGCCCCCGGCACACGCCUCGCACGGAGCCGCGCUGCGCGGCUGCCGCAGCCGUGUCACACCUGCCCCGCUGAACGGGAGAGCGAGCCCGGGAGAGCCCGGCGGCGGCGAGCCCUGCCGGGAGGCGGCUAGGAGAGGGAAGACGUGUAUCCUAACACGCAGUUACUUAAAAUGCGAGCACGUUCCAGCUCCGGGUUGAGAAGCCCGGCGCUCUUGUUUGGCAUCUGUGAACACUGAAGCACCAGCACCGAGCCCCACGGCGGCACCGCCGCCUCUCCAAGCCCUUCCCACUCCCUCCCAUCAGCGCGCACACACACACACACACAGACACACACACACACACAGACACACACACAGACACACACACACACACACUCUCCACUCACACGCUCUCACGCCGGUCUCUCCGGCAUUUCUCCCUGCGGCGCCUGUCCCAUGGCUCCCCCCGCGCCCUGCCCAGUCCGCCGCCGCGGUGCGGACGCUGCUGCGUUUAAUCCCUUUGCACACCGGCCCUGAGCCGUAGCAGCCCCCCUGUGUUCGCCUGGCCAGGGGCUACCCGGCGCCAGCCCACUCCGUCGGGCCGUGCCGGGGCGGGGAGCGCAGGCUGCCGGCCUCGCUCCCUCCGGCUCCAGCCACGGCGAGCGAACCCACCCGCGGCCGCACCGUGAGACGAGCCCGCGGGGGCCGGGCGCAUGCGUGGGGCUGGCGAGCCGCCGCUCCCGGUCGCCCAGCCCGCCGGGACCGGAGGGGAAGCGUGCGAGGACGCCCGGCCGGGCUCCGCCGCCGACACCCCCAUGGGAUCAGAGAGGACGGAGAUACGCAAACGGCAGAUGGCUACGACCCCAGAGACCCCAGGUGCUGCACAGGCUCAGCUCAGCACAGGAAAUCGAGGGUCCAAUGCCUGCUGCUUUUGUUGGUGCUGUUGCUGCAGCUGCUCAUGUCUUACUGUUAGAAAUCAAGAAGAAGAGAGAGCAAGGAGAACAUCUCAUGAACUCCAAGCAGAGGGUAUUCCAAACUGUGAGGAAAGCCCUGCUCCCACUCUCGAAGAAGUAAAUGCCUGGGCUCAAUCAUUUGACAAGUUGAUGCUUACUCCAGCUGGCAGAAAUGCUUUUCGUGAAUUUCUAAGAACAGAAUUCAGCGAGGAAAACAUGCUUUUCUGGAUGGCCUGCGAGGAACUAAAACAAGAAUCCAACAAAAGUGUCAUUGAAGAAAAAGCAAGACUAAUUUAUGAAGAUUAUAUCUCUAUCCUUUCUCCAAAAGAGGUCAGUCUGGACUCCAGAGUAAGAGAAGUUAUUAACCGAAAUAUGCUGGAACCUUCACAACACACCUUUGAUGAUGCACAGCUUCAAAUUUAUACCUUAAUGCACAGAGACUCUUACCCACGGUUUAUGAACUCUGCUAUUUAUAAGGACUUGCUUCAGUCCUUGUCUGAAAAAUCCAUCGAAGCAUAGAAUUUUUUCUUAUAUGUAUUUAUUUUAAAACAGACGGGACUCUGGGCUACAGAAAUCCACAGGGAAUUUAGAAUUAAGCAGAUAUUUACCUGAAAAUAACUCAGGCAAAUUUUACUACAGACUAUAUAAUUUAAAUCCGCACAAAGCUCUGACACAAUCAGCUAAGUACAGUUUCUGAUUAAAUUCAGUAUUACUUUGCAAAAGGAAAUGAAGAGAAUGAAGAAGAAACAUUGUUCAAAAAAUGCAGUAUUUUUUCAAACACAGCAGACAAUUUAGUCACAAAGCUAUUACAACUUAUAUCUGUGGUACAAAUACCAACUGUGCAUGAAACUAAAACUGAUUUUUGAGUGUUAGAAUUUUCUUGAAAACCAAACCAGUUGCCCCAUCCACACUGUGACCAAAGUAAAAAUAUUACUGUUAGUGCUGUGUUACUCUAGGCAGUGCCAUCACACCUGGCAAAGGUACAUUCCACUUAUUUUGUUUCCACAUAUAUGUAGUAAUGCAUAUAUGGUGCACUAAUGGAAAUUGGCACACAAUCUCAAGUUUAUGGAAGUUUCUGGUUGAAAUAAUGCUGCUUAUAAAAAAAAAAUCCUUUGCUGAAGAAUUAUUAUUUUAGUAUUAGAAUCUGCUGAAAGCAUUAAGUUCCCUUUGUUGAUGUUCAUAAAGUUAAAUUAUUUAUUUCAGAGGAAGACAAGUCUGGGCAUUCAAAUUCCAAAAUAAAGCACAAGAAUUCUAACAUAUUUUUCUCUUCUCUCAGUAGGUGUUUGUAAAACUCUUCACUAUUUGCUCUCAAGAGUAUGGCAGUUUCAGCCAUCUUGGGUUUGUAAAUAUGAAAUUAUCCCAUUCCCUGACAGAUCUUGUAAGGUUUCCAUUACAGAUAUAUACACAAUUUACUUAAUAAAAGCAGAAAGAUGGAACUUGUGCUCUGAUACAGCACUAUUUCAGACUGUCCAACAGCACCAGCUCUAUUCAGUUAUAAACCACGUUCAUUUACAGUAUACCCAAAGCAUUACACUUAAUUCCUGGUCAUAUCUCAAUAUCAGUAAUCACAGGAAAUACUAGGAAGAAAGUAAACUGAAUCCACAUAAACUAUCUGUAGAUCUGUUACUCUA
This is a messenger RNA of Parus major (Great Tit), 3089 nucleotides long. It is a transcript of the gene RGS20, whose product is annotated as regulator of G protein signaling 20. NCBI's taxonomy places the organism in Eukaryota, Metazoa, Chordata, Aves, Passeriformes, Paridae. Bases 1219 to 1977 code for a protein of 252 amino acids. The record is from RefSeq and is a predicted model, not a curated record. The transcript has 5 exons.